Messenger RNA from Aegilops tauschii subsp. strangulata, 555 nucleotides. NCBI's taxonomy places the organism in Eukaryota, Viridiplantae, Streptophyta, Magnoliopsida, Poales, Poaceae. The record is from RefSeq and is a predicted model, not a curated record.
AUGACGGGCGCAGGCCUCGGCGGCCAGAGCGAAGGAGGAGGCCGCGGGGGCGCGGGCCGGCGGCCAGGUGCGGGUGUGCGCAACGGGGCAGAACGGGGCAAGGGCACGUGGCAGUCAGCGCGCAUCGGACGCGGCCGGAGCGCGUCAACCGCGGGCGAGAUCGGCGGGGACCGCGGCGACGAGCGCGAGCGCACGAGGGAGAGGGAGGGAGCGAGGCGGUGCUCACUGGGGCCGUAUGGGGAUUGGCAGCGGGGCGCGAGGCGGUUGACGGCUGAGCUUAGCAAAAAAGAAUCCCAAAUCGCCGACCUUCAAGAAAAUAUCAAAUCUCAACAAGCAGAAACUUCCAAGGCCAAGGAGGAGCUGACCAGUGCUUUAGCAGCCAUGGAAAAACUGAAGGAGAGCUUCAAGAGUGAGCGGGCAACCUGGGAUGGAGAAAAGACAACUCUGCUAAAGAGAGCUGAAGAUGCUGAAGCAACCCUUAAUCCGGUGGCAGAGGAGCUAACUGCCUUGAAACAGCAAAUAAAUGCUAUGACUGCUGCCGUUUUUGGUAAAUAA